UCGCUAGCUCCUUGCUCCAGAGUGUAUGCUGCUGGGGAAUAGAGGUAACACAUGGCAGGUUAAGGGUUAUCUGUCUCGCCCAAUACCAAGGGAGGGUGGGAUAUGGCUCUGGAGGAGAUAACAACAUGGUUAUGCAUGUUGCACAUUCAGCCAAGGGAAAGGACUGUGCUGCACACUGCUGCUGGGCUCACUACAUUUGCACAGGGGGCUCUGAAGGUGCACAAGUGUCUGGGCUAGGGGGCUAGCCAGCUUCUGUCAGGAUCCCUACUGGCUUCUAAAAGUGUGCAUUUGCCUGCCAACAGAAACUACACACAUGUGCCUUGGAAAUGGAAAUUGUGUAUGAUUAUCGCUUUGAAAAUGACUCGGAUUAUUGGCUGUGUCAGAUUGCAGACAACGGCAACAUCACCUGUGUGGAUGGAUCUCUCUCCAAUAAGACGUUACCAGCCAAAGAUAUGCACCAUACGGUGAGGAUUCUGCUCUACUCCCUGAUCUUCCUGCUCAGUGUCCUGGGGAACAGCCUGGUGAUUGCCGUGCUGAUAAGGAACAAGCGUAUGAGAACAGUCACUAACAUUUUCCUGCUGUCCCUGGCCGUUAGUGACCUGAUGCUCUGCCUGUUCUGCAUGCCCUUCACCCUUAUUCCCAACCUGCUGCGAGACUUCAUCUUUGGCAGCGCUGUGUGCAAGGCAGCCACCUACUUCAUGGGCAUCUCCGUCAGCGUGUCAACAUUUAACCUGGUUGCCAUAUCUCUAGAAAGAUACAGCGCUAUAUGCAAGCCUUUGCAGUCACGGGUCUGGCAGACUAAAUCCCACGCGCUGAAGGUGAUUGCUGCAACAUGGUGUCUCUCUUUUGCAAUCAUGUCUCCAUACCCAAUUUACAGCACGUUGGUUCCUUUGAACAAGAUUCAGAAUAGGACGGCAAACAUGUGUCGCCUUCUGUGGCCCAGUGACCUCACUCAGCAGUCAUGGUAUGUUUUCUUGCUGCUGAUCCUGUUCCUGGUUCCGGGGAUUGUUAUGACAAUAGCGUAUGGCUUAAUAUCUAUGGAGCUUUACAGAGGGAUCAAGUUUGAAAUGAGUCAAAGAAAAGAACGAUCGAGCAGCAUAAGCAGCAAUCAGUUUAAAAACGGAGACGGCUGCUACCUUCAAAGUAUCAAGAAAAGGAAGAAGUUAGAAAUGCAUCAGCUCUCCAGCCACCACAGUGCCAAGAUUGAACGAGUAAGGAGCAACAGCUCAGCUGCCAAUCUCAUGGCCAAGAAGAGAGUCAUCCGUAUGCUGAUCGUCAUUGUCAUCCUGUUCUUCAUCUGCUGGACCCCUGUCUUCAGUGCAAAUGCCUGGAGAGCCUUUGACACGGAUUCAGCAGAUAUCAGCCUGUCGGGGGUGCCAAUUUCCUUCAUCCACUUGCUCUCCUACACCUCUGCCUGCGUCAAUCCCAUCAUAUACUGCUUCAUGAACAAGCGGUUCCGCAUGGGCUUCCUGGCAACGUUCACUUGCUGUUCCAGCAGGGGAGCCCAAGGCAGGAGGAUGGUCCCAGGAGUGGCAGAUGAAGAGGGGAGGACCACUGGGGCUUCUCUGUCCCGAUACACUUACACCAAUAUCAGUCUUUGUGCCACCGCAUCAGCCCCAACAUGACACUGAGAGUAAAAGCAAGACACAAAAUAAAGGCACGAUGGGUUGUUUGUGGAACUAAGUGGCAUUACCUGAAAACUGAAUUAAUUGGUUUAACUAUAACUUGGCCUGUGUUAGUACUGUUAUCCCCAGUCUCCAGUGGGACAGUCAUUGGGAUAAUCCUGUGCUUUACUAGUCUGUUGUACAAAAUGGCUACCAAAUGGGCUGUGCCAACCGGAUGUAAACAUGAAUAAGUGGCUGAUGGAUUUCACAGGUACCUAAAGGAGGGGUCACAGUGGGUGGAGUCAUCCUAAGUAACUUUCCAAUCUAUGUUCAUUAGGGAUUUUCAGUGUUACUUGUAGUUGCUAUUAAAAGCAGUACCUGCCUGUGUGUUUACAUUUUCUGCACUGCUGGCUCUGACUCCUGAACCAAUGUUGCAAGUCAGCUGAUUAACUGCCCUGGAGGAGAACUGACUCAUGUUGUACAAGUGAGACCCAGAGAACAGGAAAGGAUAAACAUACACUGUGUUACAAAUUACUUUACGGCCACUGGGCAUUUUUAAUGAAUGUACAUUGGAAAGGUGCUUAAAAUGUGUAUAUUCAUUAAUUCAGCAAACAAAAUCAUUAUUUUGGGAGGAGGACUCCUUUACAAAAUUGUAUUGUGAUAUUGGGAUUAACUGCAUUGUGGAAUGUUUGCAGUGUCGGACUGGGGUACCGAGGUCCCACAGGUUCCCAAGCCAAGGGCCCAGUCAAUAGCACAUUGCACACCCCUGUCUACCCCUUUUGCGCCCCACCACACAGAUGCUUACACUGCCAGCGUCAAUCAGGCCACACCUCCUGGGACAUAUUAAACAUGCCCGUGCAUUUUACAGUGGGAAGCACAGCCAUCUUUAAUUUAGCUUGAAGCUUCCCAACAGGAUUGGGUGGGCCAGUCUACCCUGAAUGCUUGUGCAUUGUUUUGUGAUUAAGUUUGUCUGUGUCCUGGGACUGUACGGUCAUGUGAGUUUUGUGUUGUGUCCUGUAUCCAGAAAGCUGCUCAUUUAUCAUCAGUGGGCAAAGUUGCGCCUUGGUGGUAACCCACGCAACUACUUAGUGAUUUGCCUUUUUUUCCAGCCAGCUGAAGGUAGAACAAUAAAUGCAAAAACACCUUAUUGGUUUCCAUUGGUUACUGGUCAGUUGGAAAUUUGCCCAGUGUAGAUAAAUGGAAAUUUGCCCAGAGUUGUACCUAGGGCAACCAUACCAAACCAACAGCUAAUGAAUGAAGUGCUCAAACAUAUAUAUCUAUAUCGAUUGUACAGUAUACUAUACACAUUAAACAGCAUUUCUUAAAUGGCUGAAGCGGCCCACAGUGGGCCUAACCCAAUGGGAUUUUUUAACCUGCCUGAUAAAUAUUUGGCCUGUCCCAAGCCAGACCUACUAUUUAGCCCUAGACAUAGGCUAAAAAGCUGCUGAUAUGGUCUGGAUUCAGCAGCCAAUCCCAGACAGGUUUAGAGUUGGAGAAAAAUCUUGGCGUCCAGGCAAAUAAUGUGUCACGCGCUGUAUUUAUUGGCCUACUGAAAACAACAAACAGGAUAUGAAAUCUGCCAAAAUAUCUCUGCACCUGUUUGUGACUUCAACAGUCUUGAGGAGGGAGAGAGACUGCAGUGUGAGAGCUGGACCAUAUGUCAUCUCAGCAGUGAGAGUGAUGUGCCGAGCCCGAGUGCAGCAACUCUGGGGAACGAAAUAUAAACAGAAUGGGAAAAAACAUACUGAAUAAUGUUGUUUCUAUUAGUUAGCCUUAUAAAGGCCCAAAAAGUAAGUGCAUAAAGGUGUGGGAUCUGUUAUCCAGAAAACCGUUAUCCAAAAGGGGGAGUUACAGGAAGGCCAUC
This is a messenger RNA of Xenopus tropicalis (tropical clawed frog), 3468 nucleotides long. RefSeq names its product cholecystokinin A receptor (gene cckar). The record is from RefSeq and is a predicted model, not a curated record. The transcript is spliced from 5 exons. NCBI's taxonomy places the organism in Eukaryota, Metazoa, Chordata, Amphibia, Anura, Pipidae. Gene Ontology annotation, biological process: signal transduction; G protein-coupled receptor signaling pathway. Gene Ontology annotation, cellular component: membrane; plasma membrane. The coding region runs from base 327 to 1625 and encodes 432 amino acids. Gene Ontology annotation, molecular function: G protein-coupled receptor activity; gastrin receptor activity.